AUGACUGGGCUGCCUCUCCUGCUGCUGCUCUUCUGCCUCUCUCCUCCAACUGCUGCUAAGAGGAGGCAAACCAUAUGUGUGUUGAGGAAUUUGUUCAAGCCUUAUGGAAAAUGGAACUAUUACAGGCCUGGUGAUCUCAUUAUUGGUGGGAAUUUACCCCUGGGAACUCUUAUGUCCUCCAGUGUCCCACGUUUUCAGAAGGAACCAUUCCGGCUUCCUUUUAAAAUUUUACCCAUACUCAAGAAAUACCAGCAGUUCCUGGCCUUAGUGUUCGCAGUCACAGAGAUCAACAAAGAUUUGGUUCUCCUCCCCAACAUCAGCCUUGGCUUCCAGAUUUGUGACAAUGUUCGGAUGGAGAGGAAGAUUUCUUUAAUCAGCCUCUCCUUUCUCUCCACACGAGGCCAAAUGGUUCCAGGUUACAAAUGUGACAGGCAGGACAAUCUGCUCUCUGUCAUUGGAGGUGAUAAUCCCAAAUCCUCAAGGCAGAUGGCCUCCAUCUUCAACAUCUACAAGGUCCCACAACUCGGUGUUGGCUUUGAGUUCCCUCAGGAAUACAAACCAGUUUAUCCUUCCUUCUUCCGGAUUAAUCCCAGUGACUUUCCUGAAUGUGUGGGUUUAGUCCAGCUGCUCCUGCAUUUCCAGUGGAACUGGGUUGGCCUUGUGACUUCUGAAGAUGACAGUGGAGAACAUUUCAUCUCAUCUCUGAUGCCAAUGCUGAAGGAGAAGGAGAUCUGCCUGGCCUUCAAUGAAAACACUACGUUCAAGAAUUACCAGCUGUUCCUGGCCUUGGUCUAUGCAGUCACAGAGAUCAACAAGGAUGUUACUCUCCUUCCCAACAUCACACUUGGCUUCCAUAUUUAUGACAAUAAGGACACUGUUGUGAGAAUUUCCUGGAACAGCCUCUCUCUUCUCUCGACCCGAGGCCAAAUGGUUCCAGAUUACAAAUGUGACAAGCAGGACACUCUGCUCUCUGUCAUUGGCGGUCUCAACUCCCAGUAUUCAAGGCAGAUGGCCUCCAUCUUCAGCACCUUCAAGAUUCCACAGCUCGGUUUUGACUUCCUCAAGUUCACUCAGGAAGACAGAAUUGUUUUUCCUUCCUUUUUCCGAAUUAGCCCCAAUGAAUUUCUUCAAUAUAGUGGUUUAGUCCAGCUGCUCCUGUAUUUCCAGUGGAACUGGGUUGGGCUUAUUGCCCCUGAAGGUGACAGUGGAGAACGUUUCAUCUCAUCUCUGAGUCCAUUGCUGGAGGAGAAGGAGAUCUGCCUGGCCUUCAGUCAGCUGUUGGAAUAUGAAUCUUACGGUUUUGCAAUGUCAAAAUAUAGUUCUUUAAUUAAAAGAUGGUUUAGAGCUGAAGUGAUCAUUCUGCUUGGAGAAUACAAGUGUAUGGUAACUCUAUAUCUCUCUCUGCAUUUGUUUGAAAUAUGGACGAAAAUUGCAUUUAGAAAGGUUUGGAUCCUGACUUCCCAUUGGGAAAUUAGUAUGUAUCACAAGACUUUGGAAUUUAAAAAGCCCUUCCACGGUGCUUUGCAUUUCAUGGAUCAUAGCCAUGAUGUCCCAGAAUUCCAGCACUUCCUUUUGUCUUUAGACCCCUUGAACCCAAAAGGAGAUAUCUUUCUCCCUCCAUGGUGGGAAGAUGUCUUUGACUGCAAGAUCCACAAACCAGGAGUGAUCCUUCAAAAGGAGGAAAAACAAUGCACAGGAAAGGAAAAUGUACAGAAUCUGCCAUCUUACAUAUUUGAAACUAGCAUGACAGGUGAAAGUUACAAUAUCUACAAUGCCAUUUAUGUCGUGGCACACGCUUUGCAUGCGAUGUAUGGAGCACGACCAACCAUGCUCCUUGCCUAUUUGAAGAACAUCCGGUUCAACAAUAGUGUUGGAAAUGAAAUCUUUUUCUCAGAAGAUGGACUAGGAUCAGCUCAGUAUGAUCUUCUCAACUGGAUUUUUCUCCCCAAUUGGUCUUUUGUCUCCAUGAAAGUUGGGCAAAUAGAUUCUGGAGCUCCUCCAGGCCAGGAUUUCACCAUCAACUCCAAUGCAAUCAUCUGGUCCGGAAAGGAGUCACAUCUGAGAUAUGAGGCAGGAAAGAUAAUUCUCACUGUGGAAGCCCCUGAAAUCCUUAGACAAAGGUUCUUGAUUUCAGAUGCAGCUCACUGUGACCCCUGUCCAGAAGACCAAUACCCAAACAUGGACAAGGACCACUGCAUUGCCAAGAAGAUCCACUUCCUUUCCUAUCAAGACACCCUGGGAUAUGCUUUAAGUUCUCUCACACUUUCUCUUUCCAUUACCACCUUGGGAGUCCUGGCAAUUUUCCUUAAAUAUCGUGACACACCGAUCGUCAAGGCCAACAACCGAGAUCUCACUUACCUCCUCCUGGUCUCCCUCCUGCUCUGCUUCCUCUGCUCCUUCCUUUUCAUUGGUCAACCGAGGAAGCUCACCUGUCUCUUCCGACAAACUGCCUUUGCCAUUCUCUUUUCUCUUGCAGUUUCCUCUGUCUUGGCAAAAACUGUCAUGGUGGUUCUGGCUUUCAUGGCUACCAAGCCAGGGAACAAGACCAGGAAAUUCUUAGGAAAAUCACUGACCAAUUGCAUUGUUGUAUCCUGUCCUCUUGUCCAAGUAGUUCUUUGUGCCAUCUGGUUGAUAAACUCUCCCCCAUUUCCUAACUUGGAUUUCCACACCUUGAUAGGAGAGGCCAUCUUGGAAUGUAAUGAAGGCUCAGCUUCCAUGUUUUACACUGUCCUGGCCUACCUGGGUUUUCUGGCCCUGGUGAGUUUUAUCAUGGCCUUUUUGGCUAGGAAGCUGCCCGACAGCUUUAAUGAAGCCAAGUUCAUUACUUUUAGCAUGCUGGUCUUUUGCAGCGUUUGGAUCUCCUUCCUCCCCACCUACCUGAGCACCAAAGGGAAGUCCAUGGUGGCUGUGGAGAUCUUCUCCAUCUUGGCCUCUGGGGCUGGUCUCUUGGCUUGUAUCUUUUUCCCCAAAUGCUUCAUUAUUCUUCUGAGGCCCCAUCUGAAUUGUAAAGAAAAUAUGAUAAGAAACAAGAAUCUCUAA
Pantherophis guttatus is the source of this 3039-nucleotide messenger RNA. NCBI's taxonomy places the organism in Eukaryota, Metazoa, Chordata, Lepidosauria, Squamata, Colubridae. The record is from RefSeq and is a predicted model, not a curated record.